AUAUUUCCCACACAUUUUCUCAUUUCUCUUCCAGACUUGUGAUAAAAAGGAAUCGAUUAAAAAUGCGGCUUGAAACGAGUGACAGCUUAUUCGUGCAGCCACAAAAAACCCCUUUUCCCUCUCUCUCAUCUGCCCCUAAAAAACCUCAAAUUCAAGCAGCUGUCUUUCUCCCUCGUUGUGUUUUAGCGGUUUUUCUUUUUAGUCAGGCGACUUUUCUUUUUGGAACCCUUUUUUUACUUUUUUGUUUUUCUUCUCCAGAUGCUAAAUUAAUGGAAAAAGCUUGGCAAUGA
Meloidogyne enterolobii is the source of this 290-nucleotide messenger RNA. NCBI's taxonomy places the organism in Eukaryota, Metazoa, Nematoda, Chromadorea, Rhabditida, Meloidogynidae. The record is from the annotation of a GenBank genome assembly.